UUACUCACACUUACGAGUUGGUUGGCUUCGGUUUCGUUUGCACCAGUUUGUUUGUUUGCCUGUGUGCGUCGUGAUUGCAGUGUAUGAGUUUUAGAUCGCUGUAUUUUUUUUGCACUGAGAAAACACCGCGUCUGCCGUGCUAAUAGCCGCGAACGUCAUUAAUAAUUCGACUCUGUGAGUGAACUGAAACUUUUGGCGCACAGAGUAAACCAAGUGACAGUUGUUGCCGCUGCAAUCUCAACUUAUCAUUAUCCUCGUUGGAGUGUUUUAUUGGUUGCGGAGCUGUGAAUUGUAAACAAGAUGAGCGUAGGGGUUUAUUACAACAAACCGCACAACGAUUUGUUUCAACCCAGGCCUUUCAGGAGGGAAAUUCAGAAGGUCAAGAGGCAACUUUUUGGACCCUAUGACCCGGAGGCAACUCAACGAUUUGUCACCCAAGAACUGGAAAAGAGGAUCGCCACUCAAACUGAGCGCUGGAACUUCGACUUCUCCAACGAUAAACCUCUCAGUCCUAAUGGAAAAUACGAUUGGAGGCCAGCAUCACCUUUGGUGAAAUGCUCGAGACCCUUGAAGAGGAGACCUUCGAUAGAUCUGGAGUUUGACAAUCACGAGCUGUACUGCUUACCUGAAGAUAUGUGCCAAAUAAAAAUCGAGAAAGCUGAUGUUGAGGAAGAGAACACACCGCCCAAAAACAAUCACAAAACACAAUCCCUCAUCACAGAUUUCAUGCAAUUGAAAAAGAGCACGGCGUUGGAGCUGGCCAAAAGCAAAAUGGCCAGGCCGUCGAAAAUGCCCAGGAUGGACAAGAUCGCGAGUUAAGCAAGACACAACACAAAGGACGAAUAUCCUGAAAACACUUGUUACAAAAUAUAGAUCUCCAAGAAAAUUUAAUAUAAUAAUAUAAUGAUUCUUUCGUAUGUUAAGUACAAUUUAAGUUUUGUUUCACGCAUAGAAAUUUUUUAUUAAUUUUAAGUUUGUACAGUAAGUACUAUUUUUUGUUGGUCUUGAUUUCAUUUAUUUAGACUAUGUAUUUAUUUUUUUUUUCGAAGGAACCUCUUUCGUUUGAUCUCCCGAAAUUUUGAAUUUGUUGGUGGUCGUUUUGCCUGUAACAGUUUUUUCUACUGUUGAGAUGUUUCAGGCUCGAAAAGAACGUAACUCUGAUUGGCAACUGCUUGAUUCGAGUUUGUUUUAUUCGAGCCAAGUCUGAUUUCCAUAUUCCAACAUUUUCUUCCAAGGGCCAGAUUCGGUGUUGUAAAUAUUUGUAAGAGGAAUUUAAUAUUUAUAAAGAAUUAUAUAUUGACUUUGUUUGGUCGGCAAUUUGAAAUUAUUUAUUUAGUAGCUCCAAAAAGACUGAAGAAACCGAGUUGAAUACGCUCGGUGUCUAUAGUCGGUUUAGGAGCUACCCUGUAUAAUUUGUAUAUAAAAUGCACUCUUGUAAAUACCACCCCUCAAUCAAGUGCAAUUUGUAUAUUGAAUGGAAUUGAAUGAAUUCGUCCGUUGGAAGAAAAACUUGAUUUCUUUUUGGUCAUCUUUUGGAAGUUUUCAAUUUUGUAAUAGUAUUCGAGAAAAAGUUGGUGAAAUUCAUAAGUAUAGGUAAUUUUAUUUGAGAUUAAUAUGUAAACUCAGGGAGUGAUACUCAUACAGAUCCGUAUCCUUCUAUUUUUCGCCUGCUUUUCAUGAGGAUCUCGCUUGCUGAUUCAAUAGACCAGAUUAUUACUUCACCCAUCAACAAAAAGUUUCAAUUAAAUAAGCCCAAAGAAUGUUAAAAGUACAAAGAAGAACACUGUCUGGAAUUUGCCUUUUGGCAGCUCUCAAACCCAUCUCAUUUUGGUCCCGUCGUUUGCAAUCUUUUAAAAGGGCUCCAUUUAUAAAUUGAAUUUCUGAAAGAUUUAUUUUGUACAUCAUAUUGGUUGGAUUUCUUCGAUUUCCUGCUUUGGCAGAAACCUUCGAAAAAAAUCAUGUAAGAUUACGCUUGUUUUUUUCGAAGGUUUCUGCACAACCGUGGGAUUUGAAAAAGCUAGAAGAUUUUGAGAUGAUAAGAUACAUAUUAUAUUCUGUUUAACACCUGUGAUGUAUUAGAAAAUGAUCUCAAAAUAUUUUUAUAAAUUAUAGACAUGAAUGUUUGAUGUUUGUCUGGACAUCACAAUUACACAAAUAAACCAGGUAAACAUCAAUUGUUAAUGUAUUUGAAAGAAAUGUAAAUUUGUUGUAAAGAAGUAAAAUAUAUCGAGAAGCAAGAGCUUGCUUCUUUUUGUUAUAGUAA
Molecule: messenger RNA, 2263 nt
Organism: Harmonia axyridis
Lineage: Eukaryota; Metazoa; Arthropoda; Insecta; Coleoptera; Coccinellidae
Exons: 2
Coding region: 301-819 (172 amino acids)
Biological process (GO): regulation of cell cycle
Cellular component (GO): nucleus
Molecular function (GO): cyclin-dependent protein serine/threonine kinase inhibitor activity
Source: RefSeq, a predicted model, not a curated record